Molecule: messenger RNA, 405 nt
Organism: Vanderwaltozyma polyspora DSM 70294
Lineage: Eukaryota; Fungi; Ascomycota; Saccharomycetes; Saccharomycetales; Saccharomycetaceae
Product: Tkp5 protein
Exons: 1
Coding region: 1-405 (134 amino acids)
Source: RefSeq, a predicted model, not a curated record
AUGUCCCACCCUGAUCAACAGUCCAAUAACACUCACCUAUUCCAAUCUCAAGAAAUAGGUGCCGUCCUGGUUUCGAACCUGCGCAAACAGGUUAUGAGCCCUGCCAAUGCAACCGACCUUAUUCCCAUUGAACUACUUGGUGUCCAAAACUAUGAUAUGUGGUAUCAUUACUUUAUGCAAGUAGUUGGUGAAGCCAGUCACAUUUGGUCAGAAUAUGUUGAAACUGGAGAUAUUCAAUCCGUUAGAAUUGAAUAUGGAUUACCUGAUAUUCAAAUCAAGUCUAUGAAAAUAAUCUUAGACACUAAUCUUGUUUCUCUUAUCAAAAAGAAUGUUUCUAAAGAUAUUGAGAAAAAGAUUAGAAACUCCUUCCUGAUGACUAAAAUGUUGGAUUCUGGGAAUCAGUAG